This is a messenger RNA of Kalmanozyma brasiliensis GHG001, 744 nucleotides long. Its product is annotated as Histone-fold. Gene Ontology annotation, cellular component: nucleosome. The transcript has a single exon. Gene Ontology annotation, molecular function: DNA binding; structural constituent of chromatin. Lineage: Eukaryota; Fungi; Basidiomycota; Ustilaginomycetes; Ustilaginales. The record is from RefSeq and is a predicted model, not a curated record. The coding region runs from base 1 to 744 and encodes 247 amino acids.
AUGGCGCGAACCAAGACAACUGCACGAAAGAGCACCGGGGGCAAAGCACCGCGCAAGCUGCUGUCCACCCAAUCGUCGAGCAAGGUGGCUCCUGCGCCGCCUCGGAUCAUCCAUUUUUGGGAGAGGAUCAUCUCCAACGACCUCACGCUCAGCGACGAAUACAUCUUUGACCCCGUCGAGGUCUCGCCUGUGGACAUGACACACAGCAUCCAAGCGCGCACGACGAUCACAGACGUGUCGGUUCCUCACGAACUCAGCGAAACGGAGCAGACUGGGUUCACGUCUUGGCUCUACGGAUCGAUGGACGUCCAACCCGAGGAUCUUCCUCUCGUUACCCACGAAGGCUCGCUCAUCAGCAUCCGCUGCACCGACAAUGCCACUCUUGAGACGAGUCUUGCGUGUCUAGCCAACUUCGACUCGACCGCUCCCUUCUCCAUCAGAAUCCAGUUGAGAGGCUUUCCCUUCCAGCCGGCGUUUUGGACCUUCCUGGGUCUUUCGCGACACAAUGACGAGGCGCAGCUUCUUCCUCGCCUCAAUGAAUACAUCGACGAAAACGAGGAUCGACUCGGCAGGGCUCGAGCCGUUUGGGCAAGAUUCCGCAAGGAGGAGGGCAGCAGUACGAGGCAUCUUUCCGGUGCUCUCAUCUUUUUGACCGAAAGGGCGACCAUCUGCGAUGAUUCUCCUCUUCCGCUCUUUGACGGCAUCUCGCCGCGCUGGUGCAUUGAGCAGCCGUACUUGUGGUAG